CACACAACACCUGUCAGGAGUUCAGCCCACAUAACCACCCGAAAGCUUCAGUCUCUGCACACAUCCAAGGAAGUGUUCUUACAGUACGAGUAUCACUGGAUCUACAGUAUCCUGCUCGCAGCCGUCAGCUGAAAAACAAACAACAUUUCCAGCCAACAUUCUGAACGGUGUGAACCCUCCACAUUUGUGUGUGCGAGGGCGAGAAAUUGAGUGAGAAAAGCACGAAAGAAAAAUAGGUGCACAAACCAGCCUCGCGUCAUAUCAAGCCGACAAUGGUUUUAAAGAAACUUCUGAGUCUGGGCAAGCAGCUGCUGAGAGUGAAGGUUGUGGAUUGCAACUCAGAAGAGUCAAGGCUUUCUCGAUGUCUGAACACUUUUGAUCUGGUUGCCCUGGGCGUGGGCAGCACCCUCGGGGCAGGGGUGUACGUCCUCGCCGGGGCAGUCGCUCGAGAAAAUGCCGGACCGGCCAUCGUGCUGUCGUUUCUCAUCGCAGCUCUUGCAUCGGUGCUUGCUGGCCUGUGCUAUGCAGAGUUUGGGGCGAGAGUGCCCAAAACGGGCUCGGCGUACCUGUACAGCUACGUCACCGUAGGGGAAUUAUGGGCGUUUAUAACUGGCUGGAACCUGAUACUUUCAUAUGUUAUAGGUACCUCAAGUGUCGCCCGUGCUUGGAGUGCCACAUUUGAUGAGCUGAUUGGAAAACAUAUUGAGAAUUUCUGCCGUCAGUACAUGACCAUGAACGCCCCAGGCCUUCUGGCUGAGUACCCAGAUAUGUUCGCUGUUUUAAUCAUCCUCACUUUGACAGGCCUGCUGGCCUUCGGGGUUAAGGAGUCGGCCAUGGUCAAUAAAGUGUUCACCUGCAUCAACGUUCUGGUACUUAUUUUUAUGGUCAUAUCUGGACUGGUAAAAGGAACACUGAAGAAUUGGAGUCUGAACCCUGAUGAGAUUCGGAACGGAACCAAUUCCAGUCUUAAUUCCACAGGGCCCGUGUUAUCAGAAGAGGUUCUUGGUGAGGGAGGUUUUAUGCCUUUUGGCUUCACAGGGGUCUUGUCAGGGGCAGCUACCUGCUUUUAUGCCUUCGUGGGGUUCGACUGCAUCGCCACAACAGGCGAGGAGGUGAAAAACCCUCAGCGUGCCAUUCCUAUCGGGAUCGUCUCCUCCCUUCUCAUCUGCUUUGUGGCGUAUUUUGGAGUGUCUGCUGCCCUCACCAUGAUGAUGCCGUACUACAUGCUGGAUAAAAACAGCCCUCUGCCUGCGGCCUUUACGUACGUCGGCUGGGAGGGAGCCACUUACGCUGUGGCGGUAGGCUCUCUCUGUGCCCUUUCCACCAGCUUGCUUGGCGCCAUGUUCCCCAUGCCCCGUGUCCUCUGGGCAAUGGCUGCCGAUGGCCUGCUCUUCAAAUACAUGGCUGGAAUCAGCGAGAGAACCAAAACACCUCUACUCGCCACUGUAACAGCAGGCUUUCUUGCAGCUAUCAUGGCUUUCCUCUUUGAUCUGAAGGACUUGGUGGAUCUGAUGUCUAUAGGAACACUUCUGGCCUACACGCUGGUUGCCGCCUGCGUUCUGGUACUCAGGUACCAGCCCGAGCAUUUCAGUCAGAUGUAUCAUGUAGCGAACACACAGGACGAGAUGGAGAUGAGCGAGUCCAUAAGUACACCUAGUUUAGGGAUUUUACCCGGCAUAGAGGAGCGUUUCAGCUUCAGAAACCUGCUGUUCCCAGAUGUCACAGAACCAUCCAACCUGUCCGGCUUCACGGUUAAAGUCUGUACGAGUUUCCUCGGUGUGAUGAUUCUUACCUUCAGCAUGUUAGCUGUUCUUGGAGGGACUGCAGUUUGGAAUAUCAUCUCUCUUGUUGUGCUGUUCUGUCUGUGUCUCAUUGUUACGUUUAUCAUCUGGAGACAACCGGAGAGCAAAACCAAGCUGUCUUUUAAGGUUCCUUUACUUCCUUUCAUCCCAGUGGUCAGCAUGUUUGUAAACGUGUACCUCAUGAUGCAGCUAGACAGAGGCACCUGGAUCAGAUUCGCCAUCUGGAUGUCUAUAGGACUUAUAAUCUACUUUGGCUAUGGAAUCUGGCACAGCACUGAAGCUGCGCUGGCCCAUUCCAGUAUUGAGGAGGAACUUGACGUGUACAAACCCACCUGCAGUAUAAACAGGGACUCGGUGACCCCAGAGAAGGAAGCUUUUCUCUGUAAUGGACACGAAUCGAGGUUGGAUGAGGACGGAGAUAUUUAAGAGUGUGGAACAGUGUUACGUUGUUUACUAGAACUUUACAUGAAAGCACAAGGAUCUGGAGCGCUAUGGCUUAGAUAACUGUCACUUUCUGGUGAUAGAGUCUGAGGGGCUCUGUUUAGGGGCACCGGGUGGUUGGAAACAGUAUUUUCACUCAAGGGUUUUGUUUUCUACUUCACAUAUCUUGAAGAAACCAAAUCAGGCACAGGACUUUUUAAUCGGGUGGCUGUAGGGAAACAAAUAUAUGUUGAGCAAACAAACAGUGUUUUAGUUUAAUAGCUGCUUUUGUGAUCUAGUGAACUUGUGCCUUUUUUCCUACGAAGCAAAAUGUGCGAUUUCAGUCUUUGAGGGUUUAUAAAUGUCAACCCUGAGAAAAGAAGGAAAAAUGGUUUCAAGUCACGCUUAGUGUUUCUGCUUCAUCUGUAGUACUGUGUUGCGUCUCUGAGGCCACAUUUACAUUAGAAACCUCUGCUGGUUUAAACCGCCCUAAUCUAGAAUUGGGAGGUUUUACCGGUUUACCCACAAUAGACCUUUAGGUUUUAGGGCCACCUGGUGGUGUGGUAGAAAAUUGCAAUUGUAGUAAGUUGUUUCACAGUGCUGGCUACUGUGUUUGGUGCAAAUGUAGUCUGCAGUUUAGGAAAUGUAGGGCUGUUUUGGUCAUUAAUGUGUUUGCACAUAUUGUGUCCACAUAUAUACAUGUAGGUAAAGAUACACAAGUAUACACAGAGGUAUUGGGACGCCCCUUCUGAUAAAAUUCCAGUAAUUCCAAUGAAAAACCAUUUUAAUGAUAUGCCCUACAAUAUAAUAAUGAAGAAUUUUGUUUCCAUUUUGGAGGAGUCUUCUUCUGUUCUGUUUGUUUUGGGCACAUGAAAAUAACUAAAGUAGUCAAACUUGUAUAUAAGAAUGGGUGUCCCAAUACUUUUGUCCAUAUAGUAUAUGAAAUGUAAAAAUUUGACUAAAGAGGGUAAGGGAUUUAUCAUGGGAAUGCUUAGAUGCGUAUUUAGAAAUAUCUGAAUUUAUUUUGGCACGCAGGUGAACUUGUGUAUGUAAGUGAUACCAAGUGAAGAUCUGAAGAACUGAAGAUACACAAGAUUUCCUAUAUUCCAAUCAGUUUGCUCAGGGGCAUGAUUGACAUCUGUCCAAACCAGUCAAGUGUCGCUUUGACCCUUUGUAGAAUUGCCAUAAAACAUUUCAUUAACCAAUCUGAUCUCAGGGUUAUUUAGUUAAAAUAAACAGUUCUUCUUGAGUUCAUAUGGUCAUGUAAGGCAGCACAUAUGUGUACGCUGACAAUCCCUCAAUCUGAAAGUCAUGACUCUUCACAAUGAAUAUUCUGCAUAUUUUAUUGAGUUUUUAUUCCAGGCAGGAAAUGAUUUGUAAAUAGCAAAAUAAUACUCUGGGUAAUGCUGAAAGCUGAACGUCCAGAGGCGUAGUUCAUGUUUUGGUUACAUUGACUUAAAUAGAUUCAAAUGUUUUCUUGUAAUGUGUGAUUAUGUUGCUGAAUCUUUGUGUAGAGAAGGUGAAACAUGUUCACGUGGUUCUUUUGAACUCUCAAAACCUUGAAAUUACAAUUGAACAACCGUUACUUUAUGGCUAUGCACCUUCAACAAAGUUACGUAAUUAAAUGUGCAUAAAUAACAUAAAUAAUACAAUUUGCAAUAAAAUCUAUAAUAAAUUGAAAUAAAGAAAUCUGAAUUUAUUAUACAUAUACUGUCUAUAACACUUCAUAUUUUUGUAGAAAACAAGACAUGACAAUUUAUGCAUGGUGAAAAACCUGCUAUGUGUUCACUCUAAAGUUGUUGUCAUAUUUUGUGUGCUUAUUUUGGACCAGAAUGUGCUGCAUCCGGUGUACAUAAUAUCUCCUCUCUGGACUGGUUUAAUCUGUAGCAUGUCUUUACUGUAAAUUACUGUUACCUUGUUUUAUUGUGUAGCUGUAAAUAAAAAAUACAUUUUGGAA
Messenger RNA from Triplophysa dalaica, 4179 nucleotides. It is a transcript of the gene slc7a1a, whose product is annotated as solute carrier family 7 member 1a. The record is from RefSeq and is a predicted model, not a curated record. Gene Ontology annotation, cellular component: plasma membrane. The transcript is spliced from 12 exons. The coding region runs from base 273 to 2228 and encodes 651 amino acids. Gene Ontology annotation, molecular function: amino acid transmembrane transporter activity. Gene Ontology annotation, biological process: amino acid transport; transmembrane transport. NCBI's taxonomy places the organism in Eukaryota, Metazoa, Chordata, Actinopteri, Cypriniformes, Nemacheilidae.